UCACUGUCAACUUCCUUUUUAACUGCGAGCCCACAGCAGCAACAAUGAAGUGGAGAGCUGUGUGGUUGUGUUUCCUUGCUUUUUCUGUGUCAAAUGUUAUCGAUAUCCAAGCCGUGCCAGUUUACAAGAGUACUUGUAGCACAUGGGGCAGGGAGCACUUCAAGACGUUGGAUGGUGAUGUGUACCAGUUUCCCAGUAUGUGUGAGUACAAGCUGGUGAAAACCUGCGAGGAUUCCCAGAAUUCCCAGACGUUCUCAAUGGACAUAAAAAGGGAGAAGAAUCAUGGAAACUCUACAAUAAGUUUUGUGGUUGUGAAAAUUAAUAGUUAUUUAUACAACAUCAGCAAGGAUUCGGUCACUCUGGAUGACCAGAGUGUUCAACUGCCAUACUACCAGGCCGGGGUACAAUUGGAAAAAACUAAUUUUUACAAAAAGCUUCACUCCCAAGUUGGCAUCACUGUCAUGUGGUACAAUGAUGGCGCAGUCACGGUGGAAAUUGAUGAUGAAUAUGUUAAUCGCACUUGUGGACUUUGUGGAAAUUUUGAUGGCAAUUCAGACCUCUAUGAUGAAGGUCAACAAAUCAGCCCCAUUAAGUUUGGCAAGAAUUGGAGAACCCCUCGUCCAAAUGAUAACUGUGAGGACCCCAAUGAAGAGGCAGAUACAUCACUGGAGACUGAGAAUGUGACAGAGUCAUGCAAGGAGUUUGAAAACAUCUGCAAAGACUUCUUUGAAAAUGAAUCCUGGAGCUCCUGCACUAGUCUUAUUGAUCAUAAGCCUUACAUUCAGGCUUGUGUGAAGGAUUUGUGUCGCUGUAGCAAUUUAAAUCACUCCUGUGUCUGCAGCACAUACUCUGAGUUCUCUCGACAGUGCUCCCAUGCUGGAGGAAAACCUCCCAACUGGAGGACUCCCGAGUUGUGUGCUAAACACUGCCCGCCCACCAUGGUAUAUGAUGAGAAUGGGUCUCCUUGCAUCGAUACCUGCAGAUUCCCAGACUCAAGUUUACUUUGUGAAGAUCACAAUAUAGAUGGCUGCUUCUGUCCUCCUGGAACUGUGUUUGAUGAUGUUUCCGUGACGGGGAGGUGUAUUCCUCGUUCUGAAUGUCCGUGCAAACAUGACAAAAUCUAUAAGUCCAAUGCGGUUUACCAAGAGGGGGGAGAAAACUGUACAUGCAUUGCAGGUAAAUGGUCUUGUGAGAAUCUUCAAAUGCAUGCUACAUGUUCAGUUGAAGAGGGUUCAUACAUAACCACCUUUGAUGGGAAAGACUUCACCUUCCAUGGAGACUGUGACUACAUUCUGGCUAAAGUGGAAAGCAAGGAUUAUAUGAGUCAAAAUUUUACCAUUCUGGCACAUUUGACACAAUGUUCAGAUCACCAGUACGGCACUUGUCUCAAGACCUUGAAAAUUCAGCUGAACAGUGACAAAAACAAUGCCAUAAUUUUCACCUCUGAAGGCAGAGUGAAGAUGAAGAAUGGACAGGAGGUCACUUUGCCUUAUGACUCAGGAGACAUCAGUAUAUUCCAUGCUUCAUCCUUUCACAUCAUGCUCCAGACAAGUUUUGGUUUACAAAUUCAGAUCCAGCAUGUGCCUCUGAUGCAAGUCUAUGUCAGUCUGGAGCAGAGCUACAGAGAAAAGACACGUGGUUUAUGUGGGAAUUACAACAUGAUGCAAUAUGAUGACAUGAAGACUCGUCAGGGGAUGGUUGAGGGAGAAGAAGCAACUUUUAGUAAUUCUUGGAAGGCUGACUAUACGUGCAAAGAUGGACAAGGACGAUUUGCUGACCCUUGUUCUCUUAGAACGGAAAAUGAAAAAUAUGCCAAACACUGGUGCGCCUUACUACGACAGUCAAAUAGUACCUUUGCACGGUGCCGUUCUGUGAUGGAUCCUGAGAUUUACUACAAGCGAUGUAUUUAUGCUAGCUGUAACUGUGAGAAGAGCGAGGACUGCCUGUGUGCUGUCUUCUCCUCCUUUGCAAGAGCUUGUGCAUCAAAGGGAGUGUUCUUGACAGACUGGAGAAAGGAUGUUUGCGACAAACACACCAAGAACUGCCCAAAAUCUCAGACCUUCUCUUACAAAAAUCAGAGAUGUCAGCUGACUUGCAGAUCACUGAGCUCAAAGGAGCAGAGCUGCACCUCUGACUUCUUGCCUGUGGGCGGCUGUUCCUGCGCUGAAGAUCAGUACCUAGAUGACAAAGACAUCUGUGUCCCCAAAGCAAAGUGUCCCUGUUACCAUAAUGAAAAAACCAUUGAACCAGGGAUGACCAUCAGCAUCAAAGACGACAACUGCGUGUGCACUGAUGGAGUUCUUCAUUGCAAUCCUCAGGCAGCUGGCUCUUUAACAUGCCUUUCUCCAAAAAAAUACUUCAACUGCUCCACUGCAGACGUAAGAGUUGGACUACAGUGUGCUCCAACUUGUUUAAAUCCGGACAAUGAAUGCGAUGCCACUGAGUGUAAAUCUGGCUGUCUCUGUCCCAGAGGCCUCGUUGAUGAUGGUAAAGGUUCCUGUGUAAAAGAAAAUGAAUGUCCAUGUCAGCAUGGCGAGAAACAUUAUUCCAGUGGAGAAAAAAUCUAUGAGAAAUGCAACACCUGCACCUGCAACAGUGGAAAAUGGCAGUGCACAGACAAUAAAUGUCCAGGAACCUGUAUUAUUUAUGGAAGUGGUCACUACAUUACAUUCGAUGAGAAUUCAUAUGGCUUUCACGGACAGAUGUCUUACACUGUUAUCAAGAACACAUGUGGCAAUAAAACACUGGAGAACAACUUCACUGUUAUCAUAGAAAGUGAGAUUUGUGAACUUCCAAACCCUAUAUGCUUCAGAAAGAUCAGGAUCCAGCUGGGGGAAAAUGAAAUCACACUUUCAAAGGGGAUGGUCAUUUCUCCAAAUGACACUGAGAUUCAGUACACCAAAAGGCAGCUUGGUUUCUAUCUGGUCAUUGAAUUUGACAUUGGUCUAACAAUUAUAUCGGAUCAUAAAACAACAGUUAUAAUUCGACUGGAACCACAGUACUCUGGGAAGGUGUGUGGCUUGUGUGGAAAUUUUGAUGGUAAUGCAAAGAAUGACUUCACUACCCAGGGUCAGCUAGUAGUGAGCAAUCCACUAGAGUUUGCAAACAGCUGGAAACUGUCUGGCAAUUUUCCAGAUGAGACAACUAAUCUUGAAACUUGUAUGUCAGCACCCAGAGAAAACUGGGCAAAAACAAUGUGUCGUAUUAUAAAAGAUACAUUUAAAGAAUGCCACUAUAAGGUAGACCACCUUCCAUUUUAUGAAAACUGUGUGAAAGACUCGUGUACCUGUGACAAAGGAGGAGACUGUGAAUGUUUCUGCACAGCAGUUGCGGUUUAUGCUCAGGCCUGUGCUGAGGCCGGUGUUUGUGUUGAAUGGAGAACUCCAGAGAUCUGUCCUGUAUUUUGUGAUUUCUACAAUAAACAUGGUGAAUGCACAUGGCACUAUAAAAUUUGCUCCGAAAACUGCACAAAGACCUGUGAAAAUCCCGAAGGACAUUGUAUUAAAUAUAUGCACUCCUUUGAAGGCUGCUAUCCUGAAUGCCCAAAAGAUAAACCCAUAUUUGAUGAAGAAAAACAAAAAUGUGUGGACUGUUGUGACGAUCACUGUCCAAAAACCACUACAACUACAACACCACCUACAACGACAACAUAUUCGACAACGAUUCAUUCUACAACUACACCUGGAACACAGACUACAACAACACCUCGUUCUACAACUGGAACACCGACUACAACACCAACUCAUUCUACAACUACUAGUGGAACACCGACUACAACACCAACUCAUUCUACAACUACAAGUGGAACACCGACUACAACACCAACUCAUUCUACAACUACAACCCUGACUACAACAACACCAACUCAUUCUACAACUACAAGUGGAACACCGACUACAACACCAACUCACUCUACAACUACACCCUGGACUACAACAACAGGUUUUACUACAACAACACCAACCCAUCCUACAACUACAACUGAAACACCAAGUACUACUCCUAAAUCAACAACACCAAUCCAUUCUACAAGUACAGCUGAAACACCAACUACGAUUUCAGCUUCUACUAGGAUUAUAACUGGAACUACCAUAUCUCCAACCACUCUUGUACCAGAUUUUCUUCAUAAUUGCACGUGUUCUAAGGCCAUAUCCCUUGGCAACAACACAUUUAAAAUGGUUCCUCUUCACUGUUCAACCAAUGAAAACAUAACUUGCAGCAAUGGAAAGACACCAGUUCUUCUAUAUGACGAGUCCCAGUGCUGUAAACAUUAUGCUUGUGAUUGUGAAUGCAAAGGAUGGGGCAAUCAUCAUUACAUUACAUUUGAUGGCUUCUAUUACAAUUAUCAAGGGAACUGCACUUAUGUUUUAAUGCAAGAAAUUAAUCAAAAGCAUAACUUAAGCAUUUACAUUGAUAAUGUGUUUUUUGAUUCCACUGAAGAUGUUUCCCGUCUUCGAUCUAUAAUUAUUUUAAAUGGAUCGCAAAUUUUCAAUUUGACAAAUCAUAACUUUACUGGAAGAUCAAAUUUGGAGGCACUGAAAAAUGGAGUACGUCUGAAACUGCCCUAUUCACAAAAUGGUGUUACAAUCAUUAAUUCAGGAUUUGACUUGGUUUUGGAGAUCCCAUCACUAGAAGUGGUCAUUACAUUUGGAGGCACUGGCUUCAGUGUUAAUCUUCCAUAUAAAAACUUCGGCAAUAAUACCCAGGGUCAUUGUGGAACAUGUAACAAUAACCUGAGUGAUGACUGCAUGUUGCCUGGAGGUCAGCUUGCUGAAAGUUUUGCAGCGAUGGCUGACAACUGGACUGCAAAAGAUACUGGCCAAGGCAAUUGCACUGUACCGCCUACGAAACCUACAAGUGCACCAGAACCACCACCUCUAUACAAAACAGGCAUUUGUGAGCUGCUUAAUAGCAGUCUCUUUGCAGAGUGCCAUCCUAUUAUCUCGCCAAAGAAUUUCUACAAGGGUUGCAUUUUUGAUAGCAGCAAUGUUAACAAAACAGAAGUGCUGUGCACAAGUUUGCAAACUUAUGCAGCAGCCUGUGCUCGUGCUGGAGUUUGCGUUUACUGGAGGAACCACACUAAAACAGAAAAGUUGUGUGCCAGUCACUGCCCAUCACACCAGGUUUAUCAGGCUUGUGGUCCUGCAGAUCAGCCAACCUGUGAAGACAAUUCUUACGAACCCACCAUGAACUUUACUGCUGAGGGCUGUUUUUGUCCUGAUGGAAUGAAACUUUUCAGCAGACAGUCCAACAUAUGUGUGAAAACAUGUGGAUGUCUUGAUCCGGAGGGUAAUUCUCGUGAGUUCAAUGAAAGAUUUGAGCUCAAAUGCCAGAAGUGCACCUGUGAAGAAUCCACAAAGACUGUGACUUGCAAGCCUAAGGAGUGCCCCAAACCAAACAUAACAGAAUGCUCUGAUGAUGGAUUUGUCCUUAUCAACCAAACUGAUCCAUCAGAUCCCUGCUGUUCUACCCCUGUUUGCCAGUGUAAACCUGGUGGUUGCCCAGACAUGGAUGUGACCUGUUCAAUUGGAAAAAAGCCAGUUGUCAGUAUUCCUAAGGGAAAAUGCUGUCCAGAACUUAGAUGUGAACCUAAAAAGGUUUGUGUUCGCAAUGAGACUGAAUACCAGCCUGGUUCUUCAGUUCCUGGGUCUGUAUGUCAGGAGUGUACCUGUGAGGCUGGACAAAAUUCUACUGUAAUAAGCUGUAAGGAUCAGGAGUGUAACGAAACUUGUCACAUGGGAUAUGAAUAUGUGAAAACUGGUUCAGAUGAAUGCUGCGGGAAGUGUGUGCAGACACACUGUGUUGUCAAUAUUAACGGAGCCAAGCAACUCUUGUCUCAAGGAGAAACCUGGUCACCAACUGAGAAUAGGUGUGAUGAGUAUACCUGUGUUAAGAAUGGUGAGAUUUUAACAACAAGCACUUCACACACAGUCUGCCCAGUAUUCAAUAAGAGCAGGUGUGAACCUGGCACAAUUCAAACUGCAGCAAACGGCUGUUGUAAAAUUUGUGUGGAGAAGGAGAAGGCAUGCAAGUUCAUGUCCAUGAAAACCAAUAUUACACACAACAACUGUACGUCUGCCCAGGAGGUAGAUAUGCCAUAUUGUGAAGGAUCCUGCAACACUUAUACCAUGUACUCUAAAGAAGCAGCAGUUAUGCAGCAUUCUUGCUCCUGCUGUAAGGAGACACGCUUCAGCAAUCGCACUGUAGACCUGGUCUGCCCAAAUGGAGACACGGUCCCCUACACAUACAUGUAUGUGGAGGAGUGUGGUUGUACAAACACAGAGUGCACCGCAGCUGCUGGACAACAUAUUCGCAGGAAGCGAAGCUUCACACUGCUGUGAUAAGCCAGUCUGUGUAUGAGGAACACAUGUUUCCUCCCAUAUUAUUAAAGCAAUCAUUAAAUGUCUACAAAAUAAAUGCCAAUAUAAGGAGAGCAUUUAUGAACAUUGAUUCAAUAAAAAGGAUGCAACUCA
Molecule: messenger RNA, 6473 nt
Organism: Oreochromis niloticus (Nile tilapia)
Lineage: Eukaryota; Metazoa; Chordata; Actinopteri; Cichliformes; Cichlidae
Product: mucin-2
Exons: 45
Coding region: 45-6341 (2098 amino acids)
Molecular function (GO): protein binding
Source: RefSeq, a predicted model, not a curated record